AGAGAGAGAGAGAGAGAGAGAGAGAGAGAGAGAGAGAGGGCAAAUCAGGGGGAGGAAAGGCGGAUAGGACUACAACGAGGUCUUCUCCAGGUACAUAACUCUUCGAGGAGCACCAAUCAAGGCCCGAUCCAAGAAUAUGGUCUGGCUGUAAGCUGUCACUAUGCUCAACUUCAAGUCACUCACCACCGACAUGUAUACGACUUCCACUGCAGAGGCCGGCUUGUCCUUCACGCUCCCAGCGGGCCCCUAGUAUCAUGACUCUCGAACCACUACACCCGCGACAACAGCUCAUAGGUAUCUUCAUAUCUAUACACUUUCUUCGUGAAUCAACACUACAUACUUCCACCAUCGGGGCUGCACCAUCGGAUCCCCCCGGCGCCAACAUUUGUUUGCUACAUAUACAUUUGGUUACGCAACCACGAACACAACUCGCUUAAUCAUGUCAUGGCCGAAUCGCAAUAUCAGCUUAAGCUACUCACAUGGUCUACCUGUGACGGCACUUUAUGCGGUCUACCGUAUGUUGUGCUUGCAUGUGCUUUUUUCCGCUCGGCUUGGCUUGGACUCACACUGACCGCCAUAUGAUGCCAGACUUGGAGGGCAAAGUGCUUUUCUCGUUCUUUCUCUCUUUCUCUCCCUCUCUUACACACACACACACACAAGAUACCUUCACGAAUUCGGUAUCAUCAUGUUCCCGACUUCCAUGGACAUUCGGGCUUUGGUGCACAGCCAUGGCCAGAUUCGAAGAGAGCAGUGGCAUGGACAUCACUCCUCUGACAACCGCCAGUCCAUUCUGUCGAUCCGACCACGAAGUCUCGCCGAACACCUCCCAGUGCUAUACCAUGAGCAAGAACGGCGACGUUGCGAUGAAGAUAUCCUGAUUGAACGUUUCGUCGCAGAGUGUCCCGAGAUAUAUCCUCGCUGUCGCUUCAAUCCUUUGAGAGAAGAAGAUAUCCGAGAAGUGUACUAUGUGACAAUCCGAGAAUCAUCUCGAUCAUCAUCCUCCUCCCUGGCCGCCAGCAGCAACAGCAGCAGCAAUACAUUCCACAAUGACUCCCUCACCCACCUCUGGCUCCAACAGCUCCAACGUCUCAUGCUCCUCGACCAACAACAAUCAUCUUCCUCUCAAACGACAUCCCACCAUCAACAUCCCCAUCAAACCAUUUUCCUCCACCGCCGCAGCAACCACCUCUUCCGCGCCCUCGCCGAAGUCUCCUUUACGAACCAGAAUCUCCGCAUCGGCCACGUCCUCUACACCUUCUUCCUCCGCCACGCCUCUCACAUCGUCUCCACGGAAACUUCGGCCACCAUCGGACAGUGGUGCAAUGCCAUUUUACGCGCGAGAAUGUCGGAACUGCAGCGUGUCGAGUGUCUGAGAAGGGUUUGUGAAGUCCGACCGGAUUUGCCGGAGAGUUUGAGACGGUAUGGGAGGAGAGGGAGAUUAGUGGCGGAGAUGAUGGAGAGGGCGAUGAUGAUUGUGCGAUUUGAAAUGGGAAGAGGGGAAAUUGGUGGGGGAUAUCGUGGUCGUGUUGGAUUGGGCCAGCGACGAUCUGGUGGUGGGUUGGGUGUUCAUUUUCGAUCGAGAUCUACUGAUGGUGUUGGUGGGGGUGGUAUCCUCAGAGGAGGAGGAGCAGGAUUCGAAACUGCUGGACUCGGCACCAUUGGUUCUUAUAAUAACAACGACAGACGUACUACUUUUCUGUCUGCCCGCGGACUCGGCGCUGGUAGAGGGGGAGGAGUCUUCUCGGCUGCUGCUGCUGCUGCUGCUGAUGAUGAUGGUCUCGAUGAACUACGUGUCCUCCACGACCUAAACGACCUUGCACUUCACACUGCUGGUGGUAGUAGUAAUGCUACCGAAAACCUCUAUGAAAGAAACCACCUCCUUCCAGAAACUCUCCUAGAUGACCAACAACAACACCGUUUAUGGGAACUUUCAAUGGGCAGCGGCGGCGGUGGCGGGCCUCAGUAUGCCUCUUCUUCGAGAAAUUUUGGCAUCAACACAAAUGGGAUGGGAAGAAGUAUGCUCGAUGAAAUGUAUAAUCAUAAUAACAAUAAUCAUAAUAAUAACAUCUUCACGCCGAUGGGAGAUGAGUUAGAAAAUGGAGGGAUGGGAAUUCUUUUGGAAGGGUUCGCUGGUGGUGGUGGUGGUGGUGGUGGUGUAUCAUCGUUGUGUUUGGAUGAUAGUAGUUUGGAUUUGUAUGGGAUUUGAAUUGGAG
Sphaerulina musiva SO2202 is the source of this 2213-nucleotide messenger RNA. RefSeq lists its product as uncharacterized. The record is from RefSeq and is a predicted model, not a curated record. The coding region runs from base 686 to 2206 and encodes 506 amino acids. The transcript has a single exon. Lineage: Eukaryota; Fungi; Ascomycota; Dothideomycetes; Mycosphaerellales; Mycosphaerellaceae.